Molecule: messenger RNA, 2266 nt
Organism: Scomber japonicus (chub mackerel)
Lineage: Eukaryota; Metazoa; Chordata; Actinopteri; Scombriformes; Scombridae
Gene: alox5a
Product: arachidonate 5-lipoxygenase a
Exons: 14
Coding region: 171-2195 (674 amino acids)
Biological process (GO): linoleic acid metabolic process; lipid oxidation
Cellular component (GO): nuclear envelope
Molecular function (GO): protein binding; arachidonate 5-lipoxygenase activity; iron ion binding
Source: RefSeq, a predicted model, not a curated record
ACCUGCAAGUAGUGAAGUGCACAGUGCAGUGAAAGACAGUUUUGACUGCUAAAAUAUUGAGGCAAACCAUUUGUGAGUGGUUGUAGAAAUUGCUUUUCUGCUAAAUUUCUUUCAUCUUGGGACCUGCUGUUUGGACGUUUUUGGAGUCGUCUUGAUCCUGUGUGACUGUCAUGCCUACUUACACUGUGACUGUUGCCACAGGGAGCCAGUGGUUUGCGGGAACAGAUGACUACAUCUACAUUACACUGGUUGGAACGGAGCGAUGCAGCGAGAGAACACUGCUGGACAAGGCUCUGUACAAUGAUUUUGAGAGGGGAGCGGUGGACUCCUAUGAUGUGAGGGUUGGGGAAGACCUGGGUGAGAUUGUGCUGGUGAAGAUUGAGAAAAAGAAGUACUGGAUGCAGGAUGACUGGUACUGCAGGUACAUCACAGUCAAGACCCCAAAUGGAGACUAUGUGGAGUUCCCAUGCUUCCGCUGGCUGGUGGGUGACAAGGAAGUGGUGCUGCGGGAUGGACUAGCACGCCUGCCUCAGCAUGAUAAGACCAGUCUGGUCAAGCAACACAGACAGGCAGAGCUUGACAUGAGGCGCAAAAACUUCAGAUGGAGAGAGUGGCAGCCAGGAUUUCCUAUGAGCAUAGAUGCUAACAGACACAAGGAUCUGCCCCGGGACAUCCAGUUUGACAGUGAGAAGGGAGUGGACUUUGUACUGAACUACAGUAAGGCAAUUGAGAACCUGUUUGUGAACCAGUUCAUGCACAUGUUCCAGUCCUCCUGGAAUGACUUUGCUGAUUUUGAGAAGAUCUUUGUGAGAAUCAAAAACACAAUCUCAGAGUAUGUGAUGCAACACUGGAAGGAGGAUUUCAUGUUUGGGUACCAAUUCCUGAAUGGCUGCAACCCUGUAGUGAUUGAAAAAUGCACUAAACUCCCCGACAAGUUUCCUGUCACAAAUGAGAUGGUUUCUGUCAGCCUGGAGAGAGAACUGACUCUGGAGCAGGAAAUAGAGGCAGGUAACAUCUACAUAGUGGACUAUGAGGUGAUAGACGGCAUCAAACCUAACUGUACAGACCCAUGCACCCUGCAGUACCUGGCAGCUCCCAUCUGUCUUUUGUACAAGAACGCUCAGAACAAGAUCUUGCCUAUAGCCAUACAGUUGGGGCAGACUCCAGGGGAGGACAACCCGAUCUACCUGCCCACUGAUGAUCAAUAUGACUGGCUGCUGGCGAAGAUCUGGGUCCGCUCAGCUGACUUCCAGCACCACCAAACCAUCACACAUCUGCUCAGGACACAUCUGAUCACAGAGAUGUUUGCUAUCGCCAUGUUCAGACAGCUGCCCGCUGUCCACCCUGUGUAUAAGCUACUCAUCCCACACGUGCGCUUCACCAUCGCUAUAAACACCAAGGCCAGGGAGCAGCUCAUCUGUGAGUGUGGGAUCUUUGACAAGGCAAACGCAACAGGUGGAGGCGGUCAUGUCCAGCUCAUUCAGAAGGCCGUGAAGAGUUUGACCUUCAGGUCUCUGUGCUUCCCUGAUAUGAUCAAAGCCCGCGGUGUGGACAAACAGGAGGAGCUACCGACCUAUUUCUUCAGAGACGAUGGACUCAAGGUGUGGGAGGCUACAAAGAGCUUUGUGUCAGAUGUGGUGCAUAUUUACUACACCAGCGAUGAGACAUUUCAGGGAGACGAAGAAAUCCAGGCCUUCAUUAAAGAUGUGUGCAGCUUUGGUAUGCAGGACACCGAUUACUGUGAGUUUCCUAAGUCUCUGAAAACACGCGAGGAGCUGACAGAGUACCUGACUGUCGUUGUGUUCACUGCUUCAGCCCAACAUGCAGCUGUCAACUUUGGACAGUAUGACUGGUGCUCUUGGAUUCCCAAUGCCCCAUCUACCAUGCGGAGGCCCCCACCCAACAAGAAGGGCUUGGCAGAUGUGAACUUGAUUAUUGAGAGUCUCCCUGAUCGCGGACGCUCCAGCUGGCACCUGGGGGCCGUCUGGGCCCUCAGCCAGUACCAAGAGAAUGAGCUGUACCUGGGCAUGUAUCCUGAUGAGCACUUCAUUGAGAAGCCAGUGAAGGCAGCCAUGGAAAAGUUCAGGAAGCAGCUGGCUGAGAUAAGCAGCACCAUCAAGAGGAGGAAUGAGGGAAAGAAGCUGCCGUACUACAACAUGUCCCCCGACAAAAUCCCAAACAGUGUUGCAGUUUGAGGAAUAUAAUCAUGUCUCUACUUUAUUUUGCAAAACGCACAGUGAAGUUCUGCUCAUGGUCUAAACAUGUU